GGUUCCUCAGUCAGACCCAAUAAAUAUCAGAUUAGAAUGCAUCCGAAUACUGACUGAUGCAGCUCAUUGAAGCUUCCCCUCCUUCAGGAAUCAAAUACAAUGAAGAUAUUCCUCUUCCUCCUCCUCGGACUGCUUGCAGUUGCCCACUCCUCUGCUUCAGCUUUGGGAGAUCAACUGCAGUUUAACUUGGAUCACAAUGAUGGAGAAAGUGCUGCAUCAAGCACGGAUGGAGAAAAAAUGAAGAUGCCAAUUCAAUUCCAAAUUAACGGGGAAACAUAUUUCUACCAUGAAAAACAAUUAUCUUUCUGGAGUGCUGAGAAUGACUGUAAAAGAACGGGCGGCCAUCUUGCAUCUAUCCACACUGAAGACAUAAACAAAUAUGUGAAUGGUGUUGUACUUCAUUAUAAAAGUAAUGCAGACCGGACCUGGCUUGGAGGCUACAGGCGUGAAAGCUACCGUUAUUUUUAUUGGAUUGAUGGAUCAAAAUGGGACUAUAGCAGAUGGGGUUUAACUGAGAACUGGAAGAAAUCAAACCGUGAUACAUGUGUGCAAAUGGACCACAGAAAACAAGGAGUCUGGGUAGUGGCUUAUUGUUAUGAAUCACGACCUUAUGUGUGCAAACUGUGAGAAGUCAGGAAAAACUACGUCUCAUCAUUGCAUCUCACUGUACUUGAUGGAACUCUGUUGAAAGCUGAUGUCACAUGACUCAGUACAUUUUGACUGCUUUGUUAAUCAGCUGAGUAGCUGUGCUGAUGCAUUAAACCUUUUCAGUGACAACCUGCUUUUUUCUGAUGCUCUUUCCUGCAUUUGUUAUACAUUUAAUUUUGUAAUGCUCUCUCUCUCUCUCUCUCUGUCUCAUAACCCAGUAACUUUAUUUCACCUUAUGUAUUCAAACAUGGUGUUUACAUCUCAGCCUGCAGAUGGCACUAAUGGAAAAGUAAAUGAUAGACAAUUGAUACUGCUAUCUUAUGUAAACACCCGAAGCAUAUAAUUAUACAGAGUGUAACCAAAAUUAUCUAUUCAGGCACAAAGAAGGCUUAGAUGUCUCCAGCAGAUGCUUAUGACGAAUAGGUUCUUCACAAAAGUUUAAAUACAUGUAAACCAUGCCAUUGAUAGAAAUGUUCAUUUAAGAGGAUUAUACAGAAAUUUCUCAAAAUCUAGAUUUUUUAAAACUUUAUAAUUAUAUUCACUGCAUUUGGUAGCCAGUUGUCUUCUUCAUCUGCUUUUUAAUCCAGAAUUGGAAUGCUAAUUUGUAAAAAGCCUGGAAAAGUUUAUAAUAUAUCUGUAAACUGUAGACAUUUGCUUCCCAACCCCAGUGCUAAAAAAUAUGGAGCUUGUGUAUUCAUGCUGAGAACUCUGAAGUAUUUGAAUUAUGCCUGGAACCUUAAUAAAGCUUAGCUAAGCAUCAA
Protopterus annectens (West African lungfish) is the source of this 1409-nucleotide messenger RNA. RefSeq names its product lectin-like. The coding region runs from base 100 to 627 and encodes 175 amino acids. Lineage: Eukaryota; Metazoa; Chordata; Ceratodontiformes; Protopteridae. The transcript has 6 exons. The record is from RefSeq and is a predicted model, not a curated record.